Molecule: messenger RNA, 2673 nt
Organism: Rhodotorula toruloides NP11
Lineage: Eukaryota; Fungi; Basidiomycota; Microbotryomycetes; Sporidiobolales; Sporidiobolaceae
Product: zinc finger, ZZ-type protein
Exons: 4
Coding region: 1-2673 (890 amino acids)
Molecular function (GO): zinc ion binding
Source: RefSeq, a predicted model, not a curated record
AUGCCCGACCGCUCCUACGUCUUCAAGCUCCUCUACGACGGUGGUCCGACCCCCACGUCCCGCCGCUACGGCUACUCGGGCGAGAUCGCGCUCCUUCAGGUCUAUAACGGCCUGUACGACCGCGCGAGCCAGAGCUUCGGUCUCCGCAAGGAAGACGUCAACCUCUACGUCCGCGACCGCGUCGGCAACCCCUCUGUCGCACUCGACACCUUCUCCUCUUUCGUCAAGCACGUCUGCGAGCCGCUCGACACGCACGCCGACGACUUCAUGAUCGACGAGAAGAAGCGCAUCGUGCUCGUCUUCAACGUCGUGAGCGCUCAGCAACUCGAGGCCGAGAGGCUCGCUGAGAAGGCGGCCGUAAGGGAGGCCAAGCACAAGGCCAAGGCGCUCGCCAAGGCUUUGAAGACGCAGAAGAAGGCCGCUGUCGAGAAGGAGGUGCAGGCCAAGGCGGAGCAGGUCGAGGUCGAGGAGAAGUCCGGCUACGCUCCUGCGUACAAGGUCGCAGAACCUGUCGCCGCUGCAUCAUCGCAGACGACGACCGAGACUGUCAACUCGCCGAUUUCGACGAAGGCCGACGAGACUCAGUCGUGGGCCGGCGUCAAGACGCUGCUCGACAAGUUCGUCCACGACUUGAACGCUCACCUCGCCGACACCUUCGGCGACCAAGUGACGCCUUUCGAGCUUCGUCCGCCGUCGACCGACACCAUCGAGGAGCCGGAGAAUGAUGCCGCAGUCGAAUCUGAGGUGCAGCCUAUCACCGAGCAGCCUGCCGAGCCCGCCGCGCAGGAACAACGUCCCGUUCAUACGCACGUCUUCUGCGAUCGCUGCAUGCGCACGGUCAUCGGGUCUCGCUUCAAAUGCACGUCGUGCUCGAACUACGACCUCUGCACCGACUGCAUCGACUCGCGCUUCUCGUUCCACCCCUCGCUUCACGCCUUCGCCGAAAUCGCUCGCCCCGGAGAUGCUGCCGUCGAGUCGACUCGCGGUGCUGCAGCUCGCCCCGAAGCUUCGAUCGUCGAGGAGAAGAAGCCGGCGAAGCACCCUGCCAACUGCGACUCGUGCCAGUUCCCGAUUGUCGGCGUCCGUUACAAGUGCCUCGAGUGCCCCGACUACGACCUCGACGCCGACUGCCACAACAACGCUGCCGAGAUCCACCCUCAGCACAAUUUUGUCCGCAUCAACGACCCGUCCGACUGCAAAAUUGUCCGCUCGAAGGAGUCGUUCGUCCGCCACCACAACAUCGUCUGCGACGGCUGCCAGAGGAACCCGGUCGUCGGCAUUCGCUACAAAUGCAUGCACCCGUCGUGCCCGGACUACGACCUCUGCUCGGUGUGCGAGGCGCUCCCAAACCCCCUUCACCCGCGCGACCACCCGCUCCUCAAGAUCCGCUCGCCUCUUCCACGCACGACCAGCAGUGCCCAGCUCCUCGCCGACGCGAAGAAGCGCGUGCAGGAGAGGCUCGGAGACGCAGAGCAGCUCGCGCAGGCUGCCGCUGCCGCGACGCUCUCGUCCGGUCCCGUCGCCGCCCUCCUCAAGUCGCUCGGCGUCCAGCUGCCUCAGGCAUCUUCGUCGCCGGACACCGCCUCGACGAGCUCGAACGCCCCUUCGCUGAGCAACGCGACGCUCGUCGACGGACCUGGCGGCGACAAGACGCUCGUCGUUGAUGUCGACGUUUCGACUCUCCCCGUCGAGCAGCAGCGCCACCUUCCCUCCGAGAUCCGCCUGCCGGUCAAGCUUGCGGACGAGCCUCCGAAGGACAGCAAGUCACAGGGCCCGUACGAGGUCGAGCACCUUGUCCGUGCCGCGGAGCAGGAAGUCGACGAGGCUGAGCAGAUUCCCGACGAUGUCGAGGAGCACGAGGAGGAGGAAGAUUCGAACGUAGAGGAGGAGCUGCAAGUCGAGAAGAAGACGGAAGAGGCCGUGCCUCGCGCCACCUUCGUCAGCGACAUUACGCUUCUCGACGGCUCGGUUGUCCCCGCCGGAUCCGAGUUCCACAAGGUUUGGGCCGUCCGCGCUGGCAGCCAAGGCUGGCCCGCCGGCUGCCACCUCGUUCACGUCGGCGGCUUCUCGGGCAAGUACUUCUCGGGCAACGGCGACAAGCCGUCGUCCUUCGAGAUUCCCGCCGCUCAGCCGGGCGAGAUCGUCGAGCUCCAGGUCGAGUGCAAGGCGCCCGAGGAGAACGGCCGCUUCAUGGACUUCUGGCGCGUCGCCUUGCCCGGUGGCACGCCCUUCUCGGACCGCCUCUGGAUCGACAUCACCGUCGAGUCGGAGGGCGAUGUCGUCAAGGAUGGCACGGCGACCGGGUCUUCGCUUACCUCGUCCUUCGUCGCCCCCUCGCUCAAUGCGCACGGCAAGGCUGCGUCGUUCCCGCCUAGCGAGGCUGCCGUCACCACGCCCUCGGUCACCGCCCCUCCCUCCUCGUCCGGCUUCUCGGUCCCCUCCCACCUCGCACCCUCGUCUCGCAGCGGCCUCGACGAUGGCAGCGACUUUGAGUCCGUUCGCCCCACGAGGACCGUCUCGCGUGCGGGUAGCGAGGCUGUCUACGUCUCGGACGACGACGGCUCGAGCGAUGAGGACAGCAGCGACGAGACCGAGACCGACUCGAGCGACUCGGACGACUCGUCUGACCACAGUGAAGACGACUUUGUUAUGCUCAGCGGUGACGAGGCCUAG